This is a messenger RNA of Cryptomeria japonica (Japanese cedar), 3608 nucleotides long. RefSeq names its product probable LRR receptor-like serine/threonine-protein kinase At1g06840. Gene Ontology annotation, biological process: protein phosphorylation. Gene Ontology annotation, molecular function: protein binding; ATP binding; protein kinase activity. The transcript has 20 exons. The record is from RefSeq and is a predicted model, not a curated record. NCBI's taxonomy places the organism in Eukaryota, Viridiplantae, Streptophyta, Pinopsida, Cupressales, Cupressaceae. Bases 384 to 3233 code for a protein of 949 amino acids.
UAUAUCAUGUCUAUCAUCCUAUGAUAAAUAAAAGUCAACAUUAGAAUAUUCCUCCUCACCCCAAUUCAAUGGUUUUUAAAGCCCAGCUCUGACACUGACGCUGAACAAGUCUUGAUCGGCGUAGAACAUGUCAUGAGUCUGAAAUUACUUAUGGUGGUUGGAGUUUUAUCCAGAGUAUCUCAUCAGAAUGCAUUUACCUGGUCAGAGUCAGGAGUCGUUGGCGCGACAUGGAAGGCCGGAGACUCUUCAGAUUGUUGUGUAGACGUUCCGAACGUUUAUACUUAUAUACAUGGGAAGUUAACAGCAGAAGUUUUUGGGUUGAGUGCAGCCUUAUUUCAGUUUCUAGGGAGCCAAGAGGAGAGAUUUAGUGGCUUAAGUAUCCAAUGAAGAAAAAGGCCACCUUUUUCUCUGUUGCAGUUUUGUGUUGGUCUCUGGCACUAUUUGCUGCAGCACAAACUACAUAUCCUAAUGAAGUUAAAGCCCUGGAGAAAAUUAGAAAGAGUCUCGGAGACCCUUUCGGGAAACUAAAUAACUGGAAUCGUGGUGAUCCAUGUAACUCAAACUGGACAGGAGUUAUCUGCUAUGAGAAUGCAAGUGCUGAUGGGUACUUGCACGUAUUGCAGCUGGAAUUGUUAAACAUGAAUCUUACAGGAAGUUUAGCUCCAGAAAUUGGACAACUACAAAAUCUUACAAUUUUGGAUUUCAUGUGGAACAAGAUAACUGGCACCAUUCCCAAGGAGAUCGGAAACAUAACAACUCUUAAACUCUUGCUCCUCAAUGGCAAUGACAUAUCAGGUUCAUUGCCAGAAGAGAUCGGUUAUCUUUCCAAUUUGAACAGACUCCAAAUCGAUGAGAAUAACAUAUCAGGGCCUCUGCCAAAGUCGAUUGCUAAUUUGACGGCACUGAAGCAUCUCCACAUGAAUAACAAUUCAAUAGGUGGUGAGAUACCAAAAGAGCUUUCCAGACUUCCAAAGUUGGUUCACAUCUUAUUGGAUAAUAAUAACUUGACAGGCGAACUUCCUUCUGACAUAUCACAAAUACCAAAUUUGCGUAUUGUGCAACUUGAUAACAAUCCCUUCACUGGAAGCCAGAUUCCUAGAUCAUAUACAAACAUCAGUAAGUUAUAUAAAUUGAGUCUAAGGAAUUGCGGCUUGCUGGGAUCUAUACCAGACUUUGGUAGCAUACCUUCUUUGAUGGUUUUGGAUCUGAGCCAUAAUAAUCUGUCAGGCGAAAUUCCAUCAUCUUCUCUCUCAACAAACAUUACUACCAUUGAUCUAUCGUACAAUAAUCUUAGUGGAUCAAUACCACGAAGCUUUGCAGCAUUGCCUCAACUUCAAAGAUUAUCACUUAAUAACAAUAAGCUCAGUGGUGCUGUACCAGAUGGCAUUGGGUCGAAUGUAAUCUUUGGUCCUAAUACAACACUGCUACUCGAUUUCCAAAACAAUAACCUUACCAAUGUAAAUGCUUCUACAAUUGUAACAAGUCCAAAUAUCACCAUGUGGUUGGGGGGUAACCCUGUUUGCAGCCAAAAUACUAUAAGAGCUAGUUUCUGUGGUACUCAAAACAGAACUGAAGACACUGAUAGAAACACUAUGAACAGUGUUAGUGCAUGCUCUCCGAAUGGCUCUACAGCUCCCUAUUAUGAGUAUAUUCAAGAAGCUGAUUCUUUCUGUGUGGCCCCCUUUGAAGUCGGAAUGCGUUUAAAGAGUCCUAGUUUCUCUCGGUUCCCCGCUUAUUUCAAAAGAUUUAAGGUGUACAUGACAUCUGGAUUGAAUUUAAGUUUAUAUCAAUUUGCCAUAAUUAAUUAUAUCUGGGAACCGGGUCCAAGAUUGGCGAUGAACCUGAAGUUCUUCCCACCUAAGAUUCCAGGAGUAUAUACAUUCAAUGACAGUGAGAUUCAACGAAUACGACAGUUAUUUGCUGAAUGGAAAAUUCAUGAUGACGAUUUCUUUGGGCCACAUGAAUGGCUAAAUAUUACACUCAAGGGGCCAUAUGAACGAUUGAAUCCUGAAUCUGAUGGAGGAUCUGGCCUAAGCAAAGGUGCUCUAGCAGGAGUUUUGGUUGGUGUCAUUUUGGUCACAGCUGUUAUUUCUUCAAUUGUUGUAGUUAUUGUUUUGAAGAAGCGUAUGAAGCACAAUAAUACUGCUUCCAGAAAAAAACUGCUAGAAGCAAGAAAGCGAGUUAAAGUAUCAGACGUCAGAGAUUUUAAUUUUGAUGAGAUGGCAUUAGCGACAAAUGACUUCAGCACCUCCAUGCAAAUUGGGCAAGGUGGCUAUGGUAAGGUUUACAAGGGCAUUUUUGCUGAUGGUACGAUUGUAGCUAUAAAGCGUGCACAGGAGGGGUCCUUGCAAGGAGAGAAAGAAUUCUCCACAGAAAUAGAAUUGUUAUCCAGAGUGCACCAUCUAAACCUAGUUUCACUUGUGGGCUACUGCGACGACGAAGGCGAGCAGAUGUUGGUUUAUGAAUACAUGGCAAAUGGAACUCUACGGGAACAUCUCUCUGCAAGCUCCAAAAAGCCUCUAAACUUUGUCCAGCGCCUUCGCAUUGCUUUGGGAGCAGCUAGAGGGAUCCUCUAUCUCCAUAAUGAAGCCAACCCUCCCAUAUUCCAUCGUGACAUAAAGGCAAGCAACAUUUUAUUGGAUCAUAAGUUUAAUGCGAGAGUUGCAGAUUUUGGCCUGUCGAAGCUUGCACCAUUACCCGAUCUUGAAGGUUCAGCUCCAGGUCAUGUAUCAACUGUAGUGAAGGGUACUCCGGGCUACCUCGAUCCAGAAUACUUCUUGACUCACAAGCUUACUGAUAAGAGUGAUGUUUAUAGUUUUGGUGUGGUACUCCUUGAGCUUUUGACAGGCAUGCAUCCCAUUCAACAUGGAAAGAACAUUGUCAGGGAGGUUAAAAUGGCAUAUGAGUCUGGAAUGAUGCUAUCUAUGAUCGAUCAGAGGAUGGGUUCAUACCCUUCAGAAAGCUUGGAGCCAUUUGCCAAGCUGGCAUUGUCUUGUUGCAACGAUGAAACAGAUGCACGCCCUUCCAUGGCUGAGGUGGUCCACAAGCUUGACAAGAUCUUACAGUUUACACCAGGACUAGAUACCACAUUCAUGCAGCCUGGUAAAAUGGAUGCUCUAGCAGAAAAAGGGCCAUACAUAGUUGAGAUGACAAGUCAAAAUCCAUAUGUGUCUUCUGAUAUUCCUGGAAGUGAACUUGUGAGUGGAACCAUUCCUGAUAUUACACCACGCUAAGGCAGCUUAUUUUUAGCUUGCAAUGAAGAAAUUGGAUAUGCCUAUGGUCAUUAUCCUUUUGGAAUGUGCCUGUCAGCAAGGGAUUCAUGAAACUAAGUACCCAUCACACAGUUGUGUUGGGGAUUGAAUGUGAACACUUACUCCAUAUACUGAUUGGGAUUCUUGUAAUAAUUGGACUUGUGAAUGCCAAAUUCCUAGUGGGAAAACAAGAAACUUGCCUAGAUUCUGUAAGUACUCUGUGUUAUUUUUAUUGUUGUAUUAUUGUAAACACAUUGUAAAUUAUAAUUCUGGAUCCUGUUUUAUACAGGACCGUAUAGGCCUGGCAGACUAUAACUCCUGUAUUUUUAUUGCAUAUAUGAAUAUUUUUUCUUUAUA